This is a messenger RNA of Ramularia collo-cygni, 354 nucleotides long. Its product is annotated as probable translation initiation factor 1 (eIF-1/SUI1). The transcript has 3 exons. Gene Ontology annotation, cellular component: eukaryotic 43S preinitiation complex. Lineage: Eukaryota; Fungi; Ascomycota; Dothideomycetes; Mycosphaerellales; Mycosphaerellaceae. The record is from RefSeq and is a predicted model, not a curated record. Gene Ontology annotation, molecular function: RNA binding; translation initiation factor activity; ribosomal small subunit binding. Gene Ontology annotation, biological process: translational initiation. Bases 1 to 354 code for a protein of 117 amino acids.
AUGUCCGGCCAAACGAUUCAGAACCUCCAAUCUUUUGACCCGUUCGCGGAAGCCGAUGAGGACACCGGGGAGACCAAGCAGUCUGGAAACUACAUCCACAUCCGUAUCCAGCAACGCAAUGGACGCAAGACCUUGACCACGGUCCAAGGACUGCCCAAGAAGUUCGACCAGAAGAAGAUUCUCAAGGUCAUCAAGAAGAAGUUUGCGUGUAAUGGCACCAUCGUUGUCGACACGGAGAUGGGAGAGGUGAUCCAGUUGCAGGGAGACCAGCGCAAGGAUGUGCAGGAAUUCCUCACUGACAAGAAGGAGGGCCUCGAGCUGGAUGCCAAGACCAUCAAGGUCCACGGUUUCUAG